AUGUCGAGAAAGGGUUGGAGUACAAACAAAGAUGUUGUCCCAUUCUACUUGAAAUCUCCUACUGUUAACUUGAAUGAAAGGGAUGCUUCCAUAAGUCCUGGACCUGCAUUUAAUUCUGGUACCAUCCCUGUAUCUGCAGUUUGUAAUACUCCUUUCAAUUUGACAAAUGUUAUGAAAUUGAAUCAAGGACUUUGUACCACAGGGACUCAGAAGAGGAGUGCAAAGAGAAGGAAAGGUGGUGACGAAAAUGUGCUUCCACAACACCCUUCAAAUUCAUUAAAUCAUUUGAACUCUCCAGUUUUGAAUUUCGAGGAAAGAUCGGCAUCAUGCAUGACUGAUCAAGCUGCAUCUAUUUCUACAAGGCCUCCACUUUCCGAUGUUUCUAAUACUGCUGUCAACAUUCACAGUAGAAUGGAUCUGAAUGAAGGAGAUAAAGAGGAUUAUGGACCCAUGAGACAAGUUAAAGCUAAAAAAUCAAAGACUAGGAUCCCUCCCACAGACAAAGAAGGGACCAGCAGACAAUUAUUUGGUAUACGUCAACUGAACGAUGAUGCCACUAUAGAGCAUUCUGCAAUUGCAUCUGUCUUGGAAGAUGCUGAUCAACUUUUUAAUCAAAAUGGUUGUGAGACUGAUUAUGCUGAACCUGAAGUGGUAGAUAAUGUUGUUUUGCCUGCCGUGCAAAAAGCUCUCAGAUGUAACACUGGAUAUGUGUCUUUGGGGCCACCUACAGAAUGUUGCUCCAAAUGCAAGGCUCUUAUGUGGAAAGAAGAACGUGUGAAUAAAACUGUGAAGAAUGGUACACCUGAGUUCAGUUUAUGUUGUUCUAAAGGUCAGAUCAAGCUGCCUGAAACACCUCCAACUCCUUCAUACCUGUUAAAUAUUUACAAUGAUCCAGUGAAGGGCAAACGCUUCCGAAAUCAAAUUCGUUUGUAUAAUACCAUGUUUGCAUUCACUUCUAUGGGCGGUAGAGUGGACCACUCUAUAAACAACGGCUCAUCUCCUUAUGUAUACCGUCUUAAUGGACAGAACCAUCAUCUCUUUGGUUCUCUCAUACCUAAUGAAGGUGAGGACCCCAAGUUCUGUCAAUUAUACAUAUACGAUACCGAUAAUGAAGUGGAGAACAGGCUGAAAUGGGUCAGUGUUUCGGAUGGUAAAACUGUUGAUGUGGAGAUUGUACAAGGUCUGUUGGCUAUGUUGGAUGAAACAAACGAACUCACAAAAUACUUUCGUAUGGCCCGGGACAGAUUCAAAGAACAGCCUGUGCAGGAUCUGAAGAUCGUCAUGAAAGUGUGUCGUAGUGUAACUGGCCGUGAGAAUUUCAUAGGGCCAUCAAAUGAGGUAGGAGCAAUUAUGGUUGGAGACUUAGAAGACACAUGUGGUGAGCGAGACAUCAUUGUUGAGACAAAGAGCAAGGUUCUUGAAAGAAUAUCUGACAUACACCCUAAGUUGAUGGCCCUACAAUACCCUCUUUUGUUUCCUGAAGGUGAAGACGGAUACCAUGAUGACAUCCCUUAUGUGCAAUCUGGAAAACAUGUUGCCAAAAAGCGUCAGAGGAUAACAAUGAAGGAGUUUUACUCAUACAAACUGCAAUGCCGACUAAAUGAAGGUAAUACCCCUCGCUUGGGUGGAAGACUGUACCAGCAAUACAUCGUGGAUGCAUUUUCGGCCAUUGAACAGUCGCGCCUUUGGUGGUUUCGUACACACCAGACCACUCUCCGUAAUGAUUUAUACAGCAACAUUCAAAAGAGCAUACGAGAUGGUCAUCAAGAUACUUCUUCUGUUGGGAAAGGUUUCAUUUUGCCCGCUAGCUUUCUUGGUUCGAAGAGAUACAUGCAACAAAAUUUCCAGGAUGCACUUGCUAUUUGUCGCUACAUUGGUCACCCGGACAUUUUUUUGACUAUGACAUGUAAUAGUGCUUGGGAUGAAAUCAAAGAAAUGAUGAAGCUAUAUCCGGGUUGCAUGGCUGUUGACUCCCCCGAUGUCAUUGCACGCGUGUUCAAACUGAAGUUGGAUCAGAUAGUGGAGGACAUCAAAAACAAACAUUAUUUUGGAACAUGUAUUGCAAGUAAGUAUGCUAUCUCCUCUAAGUCAACUGCAUAUGAAUGUCCACUUCCAUAUCAUAUUAAUUUUGUUUUAUCAUAA
This is a messenger RNA of Daucus carota subsp. sativus, 2142 nucleotides long. RefSeq lists its product as uncharacterized. The coding region runs from base 1 to 2142 and encodes 713 amino acids. Lineage: Eukaryota; Viridiplantae; Streptophyta; Magnoliopsida; Apiales; Apiaceae. The record is from RefSeq and is a predicted model, not a curated record. The transcript has 7 exons.